Messenger RNA from Drosophila navojoa, 1395 nucleotides. It is a transcript of the gene dpr13, whose product is annotated as defective proboscis extension response 13. NCBI's taxonomy places the organism in Eukaryota, Metazoa, Arthropoda, Insecta, Diptera, Drosophilidae. Gene Ontology annotation, cellular component: neuron projection membrane. The record is from RefSeq and is a predicted model, not a curated record. Gene Ontology annotation, biological process: synapse organization.
AUCGCAGCGGUGGCAGCGACGGCAGCGACGGCAGCAACAACGCCAACAGAGCCAACAACAAUGGAGCUGGCGCCAGCGCACAGCGCGACGUCGGGCGGCCCAAGUGAGGAAUUACAACGGCAUAUAAAUCAAAAUUUAAUUAUGUCGCCAGAGCUGGAGCUCGGCUCGAGCUUUGCCGUCGCAUCGGCGGCCGCACUGACAGCUCCACAUCCAGCUUCUGCCUCGCCCUCCUCCCCAUCAGCGUCCUCAUCCGCUUCGGGCAGCAGCAUAACAAGCUUCGACUCCAACAGCUUGAUCGAUGACAAGCGACUGCCGCAAUCCACACACCAGCACCAGCAGCAGCACCAGCACCAGCAGCACCAGCUCGAGCAGCAGCUUCAGAUGCAGCAACACUCACGUAUUCAGGCCAAAGAUACGGCCGGGCCGUAUCCAAUACCUGCCCACAGGCCUGAGCCCGUUGAGAACCAUCUGGAGUCGACGCACGGCAUCGAUGGUACGGAUAAUGUGUUCGGCACGCCCAUGUACUUUGGCACCGAGAACUCAACCCUCGUUACGACACAAAUUGGCGCCACAGCCCACAUACCCUGCACCGUGCAUCACAUUGGCGAGGGUGUGGUCUCCUGGAUACGCAAAAAGGAUUAUCAUCUGCUCACGGUCGGCUUAACAACCUAUAGCAGCGAUGAGCGCUUCAGUGCGACACACUUAAAACAUUCCGAGGAUUGGACAUUGCAAAUCAAAUUUGUGCAGCUACGUGAUGCCGGCGUCUACGAGUGCCAAGUGUCCACACAUCCGCCCACAUCCAUAUUUUUGCACUUGAGUGUAGUCGAAGCGCGCGCCGAAAUAUCAGGACCCCCCAUACGUUAUCUGACGCCCGGGUCGACGCUGCGCCUGCAAUGUCGCGUGGUCCAGAAUACCGAGGCAUCCGAGUAUAUAUUCUGGUAUCACGACAACCGCAUGAUUAAUUAUGACAUUGAUCGGGGCAUUAAUGUGUCAACGGAGCCAGACUUUCAAUCAUCGGAGCUUACAAUUCAGCGCACCCGUCGUGAGCAUUCCGGCAAUUUUACCUGUGUGGCCAGUAAUACGCAGCCAGCCAGCGUUUUGGUGCACAUUUUCAAAGGCGAUAAUCCUGCGGCCAUGUAUCACGGACAUGUGGGCGGCUCGACCAAAACGACGCAGCGGCAGCUGCUGCACAACGUGAUGGCAAUGAUUGCCAUCGGCUAUCGGAUAUUCCACACAAGUGUCUAUAUGAAGAUUGUCUAGAGACUCUCGCUGCCCGCAACAUUUGUAACUAAACUUCAUCAAAGGGAACGUAAAGGCGAUAAUUAAGUUAAAUGCAUAAGUAAAAAACAAAACCUUAUUACAAUUCUUCAACAUUUAAUCAUCUCUAAGCUCUCU